UUUUGUCGUAACAAGAAAGAUGUGCUCCUUGUGUUAAGCGUCAUGCAGCUAAUGAGCGAAGAUGCAGUGGAGUCUGUUUGUGCUCAUUCUGAUGGGGAAAGACAUCAGAGAGACACAACGAGAGAAGAAGCCACCAGAUAGCAAGGAUGCAGUGGAGUCUGAUUCUGUUCAUUCUGAUGGGCCAGUGUUCCUUCUUUGUGUGUGAACUCUAUGAGUACCACUUCAUUAAUGAGAGUAAGACCUGGAGUGAAGCUCAGUCGUAUUGCAGGGAGCACUACACUGACCUGGCCACAGUGUCUAACGCGACAGAUAUGAACAAACUCCACGGCUCACAGAAUCAAGAUGGAGCCUGGAUUGGGCUGCACUGCAUCUACACAAAAAGCAUCAACACGUGGUGGUGUUCUCUUCCAGGGGAGGAGGGCAACAAUCCUGAGAACUGUGUGCUGAUGAGGGAUGGUGAAUGGUUUGACUUCCCUUGUACUCAUGAAUGUAAAUGUAUCUGCUACAAUGGAACUAGGACAUCUGGCAAAUCAUUUAGUUUCAUUAACAAUAAGAUGAUCUUGCCAGAGGCUCAGAACUACUGCAGAGAACAUCACACUGACCUGGUCUGUGGAGUCCAACAGCUACAACACGAAGAUCUCCGGACAGAAGCAGGUUUUGAACGUAACUUGUGGAUCGGCCUGUUCAGAGAAGUCUAUAAGUGGUCGGCUGGGGGCAAUUUCUCUAACAGCUACUGCGAUCUGCAGUUACUUAAAGAUAAAGAAUGCAGAAAAAUAUGUGCUGUGAAAAUGUUAAAUGGAAAAUGGAGUUUUGAUGAAUGUAAUAAAACAAAACCCUUCUACUGCUAUGACGUUAUCCUGAUCAAAAAGGCAAAGACCUGGAAGGACGCCUUGGAUUACUGCAGAGAACACCACCGUGAUCUGGUCUCCAUCACCAACCUCGACCAGCAGAGAUGGGUCCAAGAGAUAGCCAAGAACGCCGACAGUUCCCACGUCUGGCUGGGACUGCGCUACACCUGCACUCUGGAUUUGUGGUUCUGGGUCAAUGACAAGCUGGUCUGCUAUGAGAACUGGUCCUCAGGAGAAAAUACUGAGGCUUGUGACAUGGCUGCAGCCAUGGACAUAAAAACAUAG
Molecule: messenger RNA, 1133 nt
Organism: Perca fluviatilis (European perch)
Lineage: Eukaryota; Metazoa; Chordata; Actinopteri; Perciformes; Percidae
Product: macrophage mannose receptor 1-like
Exons: 8
Coding region: 147-1133 (328 amino acids)
Source: RefSeq, a predicted model, not a curated record